AUGGAUGGGGAAGAUGUUAAGAAAGAAGGAGAAGAAAUUAAAGAAGGAGAAGAAGUUAGGGAAAGAGAAGAAGUUUGGGAAGGAGAAGAAGUUUUGGAUGGGAAGAAGUUAAGUAUAAAACAGAGUAUGGAUGGGGAAGAAGUUUGGGAUGGAGAAGAAGAAGUAGAAGAAGUUAAGGAGGAUGGAGAAGAAGUUAGGGAAGGAGAAAAAGUUAAGAAUGAAGAACAAGUUAGGGAAGGAGAAGAAGUUAAGGAUGGAGAAAUAGUUUGGGAUGGGGAAGAAGUGAAGGAAGGAGAAGAAGUUAAGGAAGAAGAAAAAGUUUUGGAUGGAGAAGAAGUUAAGGAGGGAGAAAUGAUUAUAGAUGGAGAAGAAGUUAAGGAAGGAUAA
Molecule: messenger RNA, 387 nt
Organism: Sphenostylis stenocarpa
Lineage: Eukaryota; Viridiplantae; Streptophyta; Magnoliopsida; Fabales; Fabaceae
Source: the annotation of a GenBank genome assembly